AUGGAUAUUAGACAGUUCAACGAGAACGGCCAGGACAUUUACGUAAGGAUGGCCGAGUCAGAAGUUGGUGGCAGUUUGAGCAAAAAUGAUGGCGCAAGGAAAAGCACGGGCAUCAUUGUCAGCACCGUGCUGUCUGCGGUGCUUUUUCUCAGCAUCGCAGCUGUUUUUACAAAGUAUAGGAGAGAUGGACAAAUCUUUGGAUUCUCCCAUCGAAGCCAUAGUGAAGAUCUAGACUUACCUCUGUUCGACCUCACAACCAUAGUGAGUGCAACGAAUAACUUCUCCGACGACAACAAACUCGGAGAGGGAGGCUUUGGAGCUGUCUAUAAGGUUACUAUUCUCAUUUUUCGGAAUUCUAAAUCUGCUCAUACAUAUACAAAUGCAUAA
Molecule: messenger RNA, 387 nt
Organism: Syzygium oleosum
Lineage: Eukaryota; Viridiplantae; Streptophyta; Magnoliopsida; Myrtales; Myrtaceae
Product: putative inactive G-type lectin S-receptor-like serine/threonine-protein kinase SRK
Exons: 3
Coding region: 1-387 (128 amino acids)
Source: RefSeq, a predicted model, not a curated record